CGCGCCGGCCUCAGGAUGCCGCUGGGACUGAAGCCCACCUGCAGCGUGUGCCGCAGCACGUCCUCCUCCAUGUGGAAGAAGGGCGGGCAGGGCGAGAUCCUGUGCAACAACUGCACGGCCCGCUCGGCGCCGCCGCCCCCCGCCGCCUUCGCCACCACCUCGGCGGCCGCUGCUCAGCACAGCAACGGUGGCGGCAGCGGCGGCGGAGGCGGCGGCGGUGGGAAGCAGAGCAAGCAGGAGAUCCACCGGCGCUCGGCGCGGCUCAGGAACACCAAGUACAAGUCUGCGCCCGCUGCGGAGAAGAAGGUUUCCACCAAGGGCAAGGGCAGGAGGCACAUCUUCAAACUGAAGAACCCCAUCAAGGCUCCUGAGUCUGUAUCCACUAUAAUUACAGCAGAAUCAAUCUUUUAUAAGGGUGUGUACUACCAAAUUGGAGAUGUUGUUUCAGUGGUUGAUGAGCAGGAUGGAAGAACAUACUACGCUCAGAUCCGUGGGUUUAUUCAGGACCAAUACUGUGAAAAGAGUGCUGCACUAACCUGGCUCAUUCCUACACAAGCCAGCCCCAAAGACUGUUUUGACCCAGCAUCCUAUAUCAUAGGACCAGAAGAAGAUCUCCCAAGAAAAAUGGAAUAUUUAGAAUUUGUUUGUCAUGCACCUUCGGAAUAUUUCAAAUCUCGGUCAUCUCCCUUCCCUACUGUUCCUACAAGGCCAGAGAAGGGCUAUAUAUGGACUCAUGUGGGACCUACUCCUGCCAUCUCCAUUAAAGAAACUGUAGCAAAUAAUUUAUAAUUUUUAAGGAAUUCUUUGGACUAGUUAUUUUGUGUGUAUCCUCCAGUUUGUAAACCCCUUACAAGAAGUUUUAUAAAAUGUGCUGGUUUAUUUUA
This is a messenger RNA of Melospiza melodia melodia, 884 nucleotides long. It is a transcript of the gene GATAD1, whose product is annotated as GATA zinc finger domain containing 1. The record is from RefSeq and is a predicted model, not a curated record. The transcript has 5 exons. The coding region runs from base 16 to 789 and encodes 257 amino acids. Gene Ontology annotation, biological process: chromatin organization; regulation of DNA-templated transcription. NCBI's taxonomy places the organism in Eukaryota, Metazoa, Chordata, Aves, Passeriformes, Passerellidae. Gene Ontology annotation, cellular component: nucleus. Gene Ontology annotation, molecular function: zinc ion binding; sequence-specific DNA binding.